UAGAGGCAGCCCGUGGGGUCCUGUCAGUGUAAAUGUCAUUCAGAGCUGCGGUUACUCAACUCGUAGAGAUCAGAUCACACGAUCAGACUGACUGCAGUGAGUUCUGGUCGCUCACAGGGCUUUUCAGGACUUCGGUCAUGGCAGGGUUGCUGUCCGCGGCUGCUGCAGUCUCUGUGCGCUGCGGAUCCAGAGCUUUACUUCGCUUCAACACACGAGCUACUGCUGCUCGCGCCCGGUUUUUAGCCCUGAAUCAUGUUAAACCAGUAGCCUCCAUAGGAAAUACCUACUCAAUGCCGCUCUUAUCCUAUUCCAAUGAAGCACCAAAAGAUGGUAAACCAACCGGACCAGAACAUCGUCCCGGAGGAGGAAGAGGAAGAAAAGGAGGGAGGAAAGACUGGAAGAGUCGAUUACUACAGGGAGAUGUACCGUGGGACGAUAAAGACUUUCUGUAUAUUUUGAUCACAGCGGGAGGUGUAGCUUCAGUUCUGCUGUACCUGUACCUCAGAGAUCCAGGGAGAGAGAUCACAUGGAAGGAUUUUGUCCAUCGCUACCUGGGCAGAGGGCUGGUCGACCGUUUAGAGGUUGUGAACAAACAGUUUGUCAGGGUCAUUCUGAUACCUGAGGCUGACAAUUCUGAAGGAAGUUAUGUGUGGUUUAAUAUUGGCAGUGUGGACGCAUUUGAGAGGAAUCUGGAAGCUGCACAUUAUGAGCUGGGUUUAGAACCAUCUCAUAGAGCAGCAGUGGUGUACACCUCAGAGAGUGAUGGGUCUUUUCUAAUGAGCUUCAUUCCAACCCUUCUGCUGAUUGGCUUCUUACUUUUCACCCUGCGGCGUGGACCAAUGGGAGGAGGGAUGGGUGGAGGAAGGGGCGGGCCCUUCAGCAUGAGCGAAUCAACCGCCAAGAUGAUGAAGGACAGUAUAGAAGUGAAGUUUAAAGAUGUGGCUGGAUGUGAAGAGGCCAAAGUGGAGAUCAUGGAGUUUGUAAAUUUCCUCAAGAACCCACAACAAUACCAGGACUUGGGUGCAAAGAUCCCUAAGGGUGCUGUGUUGUCCGGUCCUCCGGGUACAGGAAAGACGCUGCUCGCUAAAGCUACAGCUGGAGAGGCUAACGUUCCUUUCAUCACAGUCAACGGCUCAGAGUUUCUCGAGAUGUUUGUUGGUGUUGGUCCAGCCAGGGUGAGGGACAUGUUUGCCAUGGCGAGGAAGAACGCGCCCUGCAUCCUCUUUAUCGAUGAAAUAGAUGCUGUGGGGAGGAAGAGGGGCGGUGGGAAUUUCGGUGGUCAGAGUGAACAGGAAAACACCCUCAAUCAGUUAUUGGUGGAGAUGGACGGUUUCAAUACUAGUACAAAUGUUGUAGUCCUAGCUGGUACUAACAGGCCUGACAUACUUGAUCCUGCAUUGAUGCGACCAGGAAGAUUCGACAGGCAGAUUUACAUAGGGCCUCCUGAUAUUAAGGGUCGAGCGUCCAUAUUUAAAGUGCACCUGCGGCCCCUCAAACUGAACCCCGGUCUGGACCCUGAUGGAAUUGCAAGAAAGAUGGCCGCUGCUACACCUGGAUUCACUGGUGCUGAUAUUGCAAAUGUGUGUAAUGAAGCUGCUCUCAUUGCUGCCAGACAUCUGAAUGAAUUCAUCAACGUGAAGCACUUCGAGCAGGCCAUCGACAGAGUUAUUGGAGGUCUGGAGAAGAAGACACAGGUCUUACAGCCCACUGAGAAGAAGACAGUAGCGUAUCAUGAGGCAGGACAUGCUGUGGUGGGCUGGUUUCUCCAACAUGCUGACCCACUGCUCAAGGUGUCUAUAAUUCCCAGAGGGAAGGGUUUGGGUUAUGCACAGUACCUUCCCAGAGAGCAGUAUUUAUACACGCGUGAGCAGCUGUUUGACAGGAUGUGUAUGAUGCUGGGUGGACGGGUAGCAGAGCAGGUGUUUUUCAGCAGAAUCACCACCGGAGCUCAUGACGACCUUAAGAAGGUCACACAGUCUGCGUAUGCUCAGAUUGUGCAGUUUGGCAUGAGUGAGAAAGUGGGGCAGGUGUCAUUUGACCUCCCCCGACAGGGUGAGAUGGUUCUGGAGAAGCCCUACAGUGAGACCACAGCAGAACUCAUCGAUGAAGAGGUCAGAGUGCUGGUCGACCGGGCCUACAAGAGAACUCUGGAUCUCGUCACUGAGAAACGAGAGCAGGUGGAGAUGGUUGGUAAGCGUCUACUGGAAAAAGAAGUUCUGGACAAAGCUGAUAUGAUUGAAUUGCUUGGACCCAGGCCAUUCGAGGAGAAAUCCACAUAUGAGGAGUUUGUGGAGGGCACAGGCAGCUUUGAAGAGGACACAACUCUUCCAGAAGGGUUAAAGGACUGGAACCAACAGCGAGGCGAAAACCAGGAGGAGACACCAGCAUCACAGGAGAAACAGGCUUCUUGAACUAAACACAACCUUUGAAAAACUCUCAACCUGCCUCUGACACUUGCCUUCCAGUGGUACCUUAGAGGGGAGGGUGGGUUUGUUAUCUUGGCUUGAAAUGAGAGGAUGAACUUGACUCUUUUUGCUGUUUGUAUUUCACUUUCCAUGUUAACCCAAAGCAGAGACUUCUACUGAAUUUGAAAUGCCUUAACUGCACCCAGCACUAAUGUCUGUACACCAAACUCAUCAACAACUGACAAUUAAGUUUUGUUUUUUAUGGUUCCUUUUUUGAUAUUACAUUAUUAAAUUAAACUCUGUAUUUUUUCUGCUCUUAUCUUCCUGUAUAUAGGGGUGGAAGAUAAAAAAAAAAAACAAUCUGUAUAUAUGUAAAAAUUUACUUUGUGCAUUUUGAGAAAGUUUUGAAAUAUAAAUUGUGCUUAUUUAAUUAAAUGGGUCAUAUAAUAAUUUUGUAAUCAUUUAGUUCCCCCCGUAAUGUUAGUCAAGGUACCAAAAACAGUCAUAAUUUAGUUUUUCAUGACCAUUUUUCACCCUCUCUCUCUGACUCGUCCAAUUAAUUGGACCACUUUUGGUGCUCUAAUUUUCAGACUUCUAUGUAAAUGGUAUAAUUAGCCAACCUCUUCACAUUUGAAGAGAGAAAUAAUGCUUACUCAUCAUGGGUUGCAGGUUUGUUGUCAGGUCAAAUAUAGUCUGCGCUGCUCCAUCCUUCAACAACAGCCUCUUUGUGAAUCCUGCAUUAUUUUGGUGUUAGGAACAAUUUAAUAUCUAGUCUCUUUCUUAUUUCCUCCCCAUGACGGGACAGGCUAUGUUUCUGAACUCCAAACAUAUUGUUGAUGUGUAAAUGUGGCUGGUCUCUUGUGCAAAAGCACAGAUUUUGGAACGAGCCAUUUUUGUAGCUAAUACUGCCUUCAUGUGCUAUCGGAAUGAUCGUAAAUAGAGUUUCCUACUCAGAAGUUGCACAUGAAUGACCACUCAAGUCAUAAUUAUGACUGGGAAAAUCAAAGAUAAUUUUGAAACCAGAGUUUUCGAGUUGAGUGGAGAUAUAAACUUUCAACGUGGCAGAGGAGAGUACAGUUUCUUUAGUGGAUGACAGGUUUUAUUCAUUUUUCUUAAUUCAGCUAAUUGUUAGCACUUGUCGUUUCAGUCAUAUACAUGUACACAUAUUAGUAACCAUUUGAUGUAUAUUGUACAUUUUUAAACAGUGAAAAUAGAAUGUAUUAGACCAGAAUGACAUUAUUAUCUGCAAGCUGACUGAGUAAUAUGUAUUACGGUGUCAAAAUAAAAGUUCCUCUUAUUGA
Myxocyprinus asiaticus (Chinese sucker) is the source of this 3706-nucleotide messenger RNA. Its product is annotated as AFG3-like protein 1. Lineage: Eukaryota; Metazoa; Chordata; Actinopteri; Cypriniformes; Catostomidae. Gene Ontology annotation, biological process: mitochondrial protein processing; protein-containing complex assembly. Gene Ontology annotation, cellular component: membrane; m-AAA complex. The transcript has 16 exons. Gene Ontology annotation, molecular function: ATP binding; metalloendopeptidase activity; ATP-dependent peptidase activity. Bases 33 to 2411 code for a protein of 792 amino acids. The record is from RefSeq and is a predicted model, not a curated record.